GUCUAAACAGGUCAUCGGCUAGAGAAAAUGUCGUGGAGAGGAAAACGAAAAGACGACGAUGUCCGAGCAUCAGAUGACGAAUCUGAAGCCCACGCGCCGGCUAAGAAACUGGCAAAGCCAGCAGACUCCUCCGACGAGGCUGACGACAUCGUUGUCUGCACUAUAUCUAAGAAUAGGAGAGUCUCUGUGAGGAACUGGAACGGCAAGAUUUGGAUUGACAUUCGUGAGUUCUACGUCAAGGACGGUAAAACUCUCCCAGGCAAGAAAGGUAUCUCUCUAAGCGUGGAUCAGGUAACUUACAUUUAUCUCUCAUUUUUUAUGACUUUCACAAGUCUUUGCUCUCUACUUUUAUCUGCUUAUGUCUCUUACACAUAAAUGUUUUCUUGCAGUGGAACACUCUUCGGAACCACGCAGGGGAUAUCGACAAGGCGCUCUCUGAUCUUUCUUAGGUUUCUAAAACUUUGUAUAACC
This is a messenger RNA of Eruca vesicaria subsp. sativa (arugula), 471 nucleotides long. The record is from the annotation of a GenBank genome assembly. NCBI's taxonomy places the organism in Eukaryota, Viridiplantae, Streptophyta, Magnoliopsida, Brassicales, Brassicaceae.